This is a messenger RNA of Pundamilia nyererei, 1599 nucleotides long. It is a transcript of the gene wsb2, whose product is annotated as WD repeat and SOCS box containing 2. Gene Ontology annotation, molecular function: protein binding. Bases 288 to 1550 code for a protein of 420 amino acids. Gene Ontology annotation, biological process: intracellular signal transduction; protein polyubiquitination. The record is from RefSeq and is a predicted model, not a curated record. The transcript has 9 exons. NCBI's taxonomy places the organism in Eukaryota, Metazoa, Chordata, Actinopteri, Cichliformes, Cichlidae.
UUGUUUAAUCUCAUGGGGGGUGUGGUUUAAGGGUUAUAAUAAGGUUACGUCAUGAAAGGAGACGUGAUCACGUUGGGCAAUGGUACAAAUGAGUCAGAUAACAGGAACUCACUGAACAUUUCGUUUCUUCUUGUCACGUUAUCUCUGACAGACAGCACUCUGUCGCCGAGCCUCUGCCCUCUGCGGACGUACAAAGUGUGAACUCCUUUAGUUUAAAUGCUGCGGUCAACCGGGGAGGGCACGUUCAGGAAGUCGGUCACAAAGCGAAGAAUGUGAAAAGCGAAAGGAUGUGCUCCACGGAAAACAACCCAGAGCUGCAGCCGACAUCGUCCGACCCGGCUCUUCUCCUGGAGCUGAAGACCAGGCGACCUCCGUCCUUGGUGGAGAGAGCUGGACGUGAAACCUGGAGUGUUGACUUCUCUCCGGAUGGAGCUUGGUUCGCCUGGUCCAUGGGACACGGGAUCGUCUGGGUCGUCGCCUGGCCUCUCGACUCCGAAGAAAGUCAAAAUGGAGAGACUGACAGAGGAGACAAAAGCUUCAGUUGUGGUCACCCAGUGUGGGGGCUCGCCUUCGGGCCCAGACCUCCAAAAUCAAAUGCAACAGCGUGUCCGGCUAAAGCACGAUCAGAAGGGAAAAACAGCCUGCUUCUGGCCACGGGCUUGGAGAACGGGGUGAUCAAAAUCUGGAACGUUUUAACAGGCAGUGCUGUUUUUGAUCUCCACGGCCACGAAGGGGUUGUAAGGGACCUGGUAUUUCCUCAGAAUGGGACGCUCACACUCAUAUCAUCCUCUCGGGACAAAACUUUGAGGAUAUGGGACCUGGCUCAUAAAGGGAAAAAGGUGCAGGUGCUUUAUGGCCAUAAAGACUGGAUUAGUUCCUGCUGCGUAUCAUCUGACUGUAGCAUGAUUGCAUCUGUCGGGAGAUUUGACAGGAUGGUGUGUCUGUGGAGUCUACGUUCAUAUACAUUCAUCAGGAACCUGACAGGAGGGGCCCACAAGACCGUGUACCUCCUGUCUUCUUGUGACUUCUCUCCUGACGGGGCAAUUCUCGCCACUGCAGCCUUCAGCGGCUCCAGUUGGUGGAUCGACCUCUGGGACCCAUACACAGCAGAGAAACUGGCCACUCUGGCUGACUACUUUGAAGAUUAUGGGCAAAACCAAAUAUCAGCAAUACAGUUCUCUCCAAACGGUCUGCACUUGACACUUGUGACAGACGACAGAGCUCUUAGGAUUUGGGAGCUGGGGGAGAAAGGGAUGGUGAUGGAGACGAAAAGAGACAGAGACUCUAAUGGACUGUGUUGCAAGUACCAUCCACAAGGGGGAGUUGUUGCUACGGGAACCAGAGAUGGCCACGUGAGGUUCUGGAGGGCACCCAGUGCGGUGCCCAGCUUGUGCCACCUGUGUCGAUCUAUCCUGCGCCACUCUAUCUCCACGCACCAGAUUGAGGCGCUGCCCCUCCCCAAGAGGAUCCUCGAAUACCUCACAUACAAAAACAUCCCCGAACGCCUCAAGUCCUGCUGCUCCUCAGAUGAAGAGGAGUGGGAAAGUUAAAUAGGAACUUUAAAAAUAAAUAACUGACAUUUUCAGCGAUUAACUAUGA